This is a messenger RNA of Frankliniella occidentalis (western flower thrips), 3020 nucleotides long. It is a transcript of the gene ergic53, whose product is annotated as protein ERGIC-53. Bases 70 to 1611 code for a protein of 513 amino acids. The transcript is spliced from 9 exons. The record is from RefSeq and is a predicted model, not a curated record. Gene Ontology annotation, molecular function: D-mannose binding. Lineage: Eukaryota; Metazoa; Arthropoda; Insecta; Thysanoptera; Thripidae. Gene Ontology annotation, cellular component: COPII-coated ER to Golgi transport vesicle; Golgi membrane; endoplasmic reticulum-Golgi intermediate compartment. Gene Ontology annotation, biological process: endoplasmic reticulum organization; Golgi organization; endoplasmic reticulum to Golgi vesicle-mediated transport.
UAGACUGCAGUGGCAGUGGCAGCAGAAGCCAGCUCGCUGACUGCUGACGGAGAUUUGCUUGUAGUGAUCAUGGCUGUGCAAGCGAGGUGGCUUAGCUGUUCAGUAUUUUUAGCUUUAGUUAUUAGUCAAAUUAUUGCGGAAGUCCCGCACAAAAGAUUUGAGUACAAAUACAGCUUCAAGCCACCAUAUUUAGCACAAAAAGAUGGGUCUGUUCCCUUCUGGGAAUAUGGAGGAAAUGCAAUUGCUAGUGCUGAGAAUGUUCGAAUCGCUCCUUCACUGAGAAGUCAAAAGGGGGCCAUCUGGACGAAGGCCCCCACAAACUUUGACUGGUGGGAAGUGGAUAUUGUUUUCCGAGUCACUGGUAGAGGCCGUAUUGGUGCUGAUGGUCUUGCAUUUUGGUUUACUCAAAAUAAAGGAGCUUAUGAUGGGCAAGUGUUUGGGAGCUCUGACAAAUGGGUCGGCCUUGGUGUUUUAUUUGACUCCUUUGAUAAUGACAAUAAGCACAACAAUCCAUACAUAAUGGCUGUAUUAAAUGAUGGUACUCGAGAAUUUGAUCAUCAAAAUGAUGGAAGCACCCAAGCUCUCGCAGGAUGCCUUCGUGACUUUAGGAACAAGCCAUUCCCAACAAGAGCACGGAUUGAGUAUUAUAGAAACACAUUAACAGUGCUAUUCCACAGUGGCAUGACUGCUAGCGACCAGGAAUAUGAGAUGUGUCUGAGGGCUGAAAAUGUGCAUUUGCCUAAAAAUGGUUACUUUGGUGUAUCAGCAGCAACAGGUGGAUUAGCUGACGAUCAUGAUGUUUUACAUUUCUUGACUUCAAGUCUUCAUGCCCCUGGACAGAUGCCUGUACCUCAGGCUCCUCAGGUUAACGAAGAAGACCAGCGUAAACUGACCCAGGAGUAUGCUGACUAUCAACGUAAACUUGAUCAGCAGAAAGAAGUGUACCGUAAAGAGCACCCUGAUGCUCCAAUUAAGGAUAAAGAUGAAUUUGAAGAAUGGUUUGAGUCAGAUAAUCAAAGGGAGCUUCGUCAAAUUUUUCAAGGCCAGAGUCAGAUGUUUGAAGUUACCAGGGAACUCAACAGAAAAUUGGAUGAAAUUAUUGGUCGUCAGGAGCGCACACUUAGUCUAAUGUCUUCUCUACAAGGAGGUGGUGGCGUCCCUGUCGUUACUCAACAGCAACCAGGCCAGCCUCCUGUUCAAAUGAUUGACACAAUUAGGCGACAUGAAGUAGAUGUAGUGCUUCAGAACCAAAAUAGCAUUCUUUCCACCGCUCGUGAUUUGGUAGCAUUUGUUACUGAUGUCAGAACACGCACUGACACCAUUAUUUCCAACCAAGCAAGACAACCUACAGCUCAGGUUCAGUCUGUUGGAUAUGACAUGACAUCUUUGGUUAAUGAGAUGCGGGAUGGCCUCAACACUGUAAAGCGCGAUGUAGCAGCAGCAUCCGCAAAGUUGGGUAAUAUGCCAGGAGGUGGUUCAGCAGGUGGAAGCUGCCCUACUUGUCUCACCACCACAAUGUUUUUGGUGUUUGGAGUUGUUCAGCUAACUCUCUUAUUUGGAUAUUUUAUGUAUAGGGACAGCAAAGAAGCCCAGGCAAAGAAAUUUUUCUAAAAUAUCUACAUCAUCAUGAAAUCAAAGUUGACAAGUCAAUCAUUCCAUUCAUUAAAAUUCUCUAUUGAAUGUUGGUUUUAUAAAACAGUCUGAAAAAAUCCUCAUUUUUUUAAUUAUCUUUUUUUGUUUGUUUGUUUUGUAAAUUUUAAAGUUAGUUGUACUAUGUGAGCCCUAUUCGAGGAGGCCCAUGGUAGUUCUUCAUUUCAAGCUAAAAUAUUAGAAUGUGUCUGUCUUUACAUAAGUCUGGUUACAAUAUUAUGUUUGUUUGAUCUUGUUCUUUGGUAAUUUUCUGAAUGUAUUUAAAUCACAUUGUUCAUUUUAACAUCAGAUUUGUAUUAUUGUUAUCUGAAUAGUAUUGCGAUUUGUGUGGCUGCUCAGAAUAGUUUUUCAAUUCUGUACAUAAGCAUAAUAUUUGUGACUGAUACAUCAUUAACAUUACACUACAACAACUCUUACUACUACUUCUCAUCUGUGGGAAGUUUGCUAUUCAUUUUUAAGCCAACAAUUGCAUACGUAGUUCAACAGAAACAUUGAAAAUUAUUCUUAAAUUUUCUUGUUAUUUUUGUUACUGUACAGUAACUUUAUCACAAAUUUGUUUUAACACCAAAAUAUCUUGUUUUGUGAUUGCCAGUAGGCAUGCUCUCACAUUCCAUACCAUCUGCUCUCAUGCUAACUUAAACAGGAGCUUAGGGUGUGCAAGAAACUUCAUUGUCCUAAGUCUUGUGUUGUCGUACAUUAUAAUUGCUCAACUCGAAAAAACUUUCUAACUCAAUGUACCUCAUAAGAAAAUUUGCGUACUGUUGAUAAUGUUUGGAUUUCACUUGGGGGGGAAACCAAUUUGUACUUUUGUUUACUCUUGGAAAUCAAUCAACUUUUAUUGGAAGCUAUCAGAUUCUGCCUUUAUUUUGUUGGAAAUGGAUCAUUUGGAUCUUAAUAGAGUUGUCUGGAUCACAUAUAUAAUUUUAUUUUGCAUUAUUGUAUUUUUCAUUUCAAAAUUUUAUUUCUGAUUCCAAGCAUCUUAAUUUUCUAGAUAGUGUUGUGAUCUAACUAUAAUUUCUUUAGGGAAGUGUUAAUUUCUUUUUAGUGAAGUUCUUGAAUUGAGAAAAGUUCAACCUUAGAUUAGAUUUAUAUUAUUUUUGUUAAGUCUUAAAAGAAUGUACGUGGAACCUUUCUGUAUUAUCAAAGCUACUUUCAAUGGUCCAGUUCAUUGAACUCUUUCAAUGUCUUAUGAAACUUUGAUAUAUGUGGGUUUUCCGCUUUAUGUUAUGUUGAGUCUUGCUUGAGUGAAAUCUAUAUUGAAUGAAUGUUCUGAAUUUGAGUGAAAUUUGAGUUGUUCAAUAUGUGAUAGGACUUUUUAUAAUAAAACUGGAAGUGUGUGUGUUCUCUUAAAUAAAUGGUUAAAUUUUUCA